UUCCACUCAAAUCGCCCACAAGCUCAAAAUCAACAGAAAUCAAGCUAUCCAAGCCGAAGCCCCAGAAAGAAAAAACCAGAGAAAACGGAAUCCUCGGCAAGAUGCUUUUAGCAACACCGUAGAACAAGAGAUCCAACCCUAAACCCCAACAUGAUCCCUCUCAGCCAAAUCAUCUCUUCCCCUCCUCCCCCCCCCAUCCAAUCCCGCCUCCCUUCCCCUACCCCCCGCCGCCCCAAUCCCUCAUUCUUCCCUCUCCUCUUCAAAAACCAAAGAUCCCGUCUUUGUCAGCUGCCACGCUCCUCCUCCCUCUCUUCUUCCCCCUCAUCCUCCCCUUCCCCAAUCGACGAUACCAUCGAAUGCUGACUCUUUCCUCUCCCUCUUGUCCUCUUCCCCGGCGCCAUCCUCCCCCUCCAGAUCUUCGAGUUCCGCUACCGCAUCCUAAUGCACACUCUCCUUUCUACUGACCUCCGCUUCGGCGUCAUCUUCUCCGACGGAGGUGUCGUCGCUCCCGUCGGCUGCGUCGGUGAAAUCGUCAAGCACGAGCGCCUAGUUGACGACCGCUUCUUCCUCAUAUGCAAAGGCCAGGAACGCUUCCGCGUCCUCGAUCUCAUUCGUACCCGUCCUUACCUCGUCGCCCGCGUUGCCUGGCUCGAGGACCGCCCUCCGCCGCACGGCUCUGCCUCCGCGACCGACGAAGACAACCUCGACAGGCUUGCGUCCGAGGUAGAGAAGCAUAUGCGGGAUGUUAUUCGAAUUUCGAAUCGUCUUAACGGGAAGGAGCCUAAGGAAGAUGCCGAGACGAUGGAUUUGAGGAGGAAUCUGUUUCCUACGCCAUUUUCGUUCUUUGUCGGAAGCACGUUCGAGGGGGCGCCGAGGGAGCAGCAGGCCCUGCUUGAAAUUGAGGAUACUGCGGCGAGACUAAGGAGGGAGAAAGAUACGUUAAGGAACACGCUCAAUUAUCUGACUGCUGCUUCUGCUGUGAAGGAUGUUUUCCCUUCUUCGCCGUCCUCAUCUUAGAACUGUUUCAGGUUGAGCUACUGAAGUGAUUUCAGGUAAUUACUAAUUAACUAUGCUGAUAUUUUCAUUAAAUAUUCAGCUAGAAGUUUGGAAUGCUGAAAAGUUGGAGGCUAUAGAGGAUUUAGGAAAAGAUGAAGAACACCCAAUGAAUGCCUGCAAAUGAUGAAGACUUUUUGGCUCUCAAGCCUUCGAAGGAAAAUCAGCCAUUUGGGAAGUUUGAGAAAGCAUUUAGCUAGAAAUUUUAAGCUUGAGAGUUCUAAAUCUGUGAUUUUUAGUAGAUUCAAACCUUAUUUAUAAAGCAUAUUCAAAGGAGAUGUUUAGAAACCUUUGCAUAUAAGUUUUCAUUUUGGUUGACAAAACUAGCCAUUGUGCAUGACUUUGAUCAUUACAAGGAUCAUUUAAAUAGACCACAUAUAUUCAUAUUAUAAUU
Molecule: messenger RNA, 1447 nt
Organism: Phalaenopsis equestris
Lineage: Eukaryota; Viridiplantae; Streptophyta; Magnoliopsida; Asparagales; Orchidaceae
Product: lon protease-like
Exons: 2
Source: RefSeq, a predicted model, not a curated record